This is a messenger RNA of Pundamilia nyererei, 3480 nucleotides long. RefSeq names its product fibroleukin. The transcript is spliced from 6 exons. Gene Ontology annotation, biological process: fibrinolysis; blood coagulation, common pathway; positive regulation of heterotypic cell-cell adhesion. NCBI's taxonomy places the organism in Eukaryota, Metazoa, Chordata, Actinopteri, Cichliformes, Cichlidae. The record is from RefSeq and is a predicted model, not a curated record. The coding region runs from base 332 to 1606 and encodes 424 amino acids. Gene Ontology annotation, cellular component: fibrinogen complex. Gene Ontology annotation, molecular function: protein-macromolecule adaptor activity; extracellular matrix structural constituent.
AGUGCCGCAUUUAUCUAGGAAUCUGAGCCAAAGCAACCUCACUAGCAGGAGCACGAGAAAGGGGACAACAAGUGAGAUGAUCUGAGAAGAAAGAAAGAACAUGAAAGAAACCCAGAGAAGAAAACACAAAAUGGACAAGGACAUGACUAUGAAGAUCUAAUUUUCCCUCUUAAAAAAAGGACAAAGUCAGCAUAGUCUAUUUGCCUGAAGAGGCACUGCUUGAUGAGCUGAAGGAAAGUGAAGAGAAAGUUUGCAGGGAAUCGUCAACACAAAGCAACUACUUGGAGGAACAACGUUGGACCACGGUUUAAGAGGUUUAAAACAUUUUUCCAUGUUUCCUUUCAGUUCCUUUAAGUUUAGCAUGCUUCCUCUCCUCUAUGUGGGAGUGCUGCUAUCCUUAGUUGCCUCUCCAGCCUGUAUAAAUCCUCCCUGCAAAGAUAAUCUAGUGGCCUCACCCAUCCAGCCUGGGACUGGAGCUGGAGCAGGUACCGGGGCUUGUGAGGGUCAAACUGGGACAACUGCCUGCAGGACAGGGGUUUCACUUGCAGCAAUCUCGGACAUCCCUCGGAAAGUGGAGCACAAACAUGAACAACCCCAGUUUCAGUACAAGCAGACUGGGGUUGUCAGAGAGCGCCUGGUUCAGCUGCAGCGCUGCAUGCGCUCUGUCCAGGAUACUGGGGGACCUUGGAGUCACGAGGGCCAGGAGAGCAAUUCUCUUGGGGCCAUCCUGGCUUUAAUGGCAGCUGUGCUGACAGAGUGUGACCUCCACUGUCACAGCCAGGCGCUUGGGGCAAUGGCUAAACGACUGGAGAGCGCAGCGGUGGGGAGAGAGGGGGAGAAAGACUUGCUGCUUUUCCUCAAGAGCAUCACUCAACAUCCACCCACAGUUGCCCCCUUGGAGAGGCUACAUCCUCGGGACUGUGCAGAGAUUUACACGCUGGGGAUCAAAGAGAAUGGAAUCUACACCAUCCAGCCUGACCUGAAUGGGCCGGCACUAGAGGCUAAAUGUGACAUGGAGACUGCGGGUGGCGGGUGGACAGUAAUCCAGAAUCGGCAAGAUGGCUCAGUGGACUUCAACAGAACAUGGCAGGAAUACCGGGAGGGCUUUGGAAAUCUGCAAGGAGAACACUGGCUGGGUAACGCAGCGUUGCAUGCCCUUACCUCCAGUGGCCAACACCAACUCCGCAUUGAGCUGGAGGACUGGCACCAGCAGAGGCGCCAAGCCACCUACAGCAACUUCAAAGUGGCCUCGGAGGCACAGAGGUAUCGCCUGACAGCACGGGAGUAUUCUGGUGAUGCAGGUAAUGCACUGAGUUACAGUAAGCGCUACAACCACGACGGCAGGUCCUUCAGCACUGCUGACAGAGACUAUGACCGUUACGUGUCGGGAAGUUGUGGUCAGUACUAUGGUGCUGGCUGGUGGUUUGAUGCUUGUCUGGCAGCUAAUCUGAAUGGACGGUACUACCGUGGGCGUUACAGCGGGGUAACCAACGGCAUCUACUGGGGAACGUGGUACAUCCUGACAGAUGGACGAACUGGAGAGCGCUACUCCUUCAAGAGGGUGGAGAUGAAGACAAGACCCAAAAACUUUAUGGGAACAGACUAAAGAUAAUGAUGUCAACAUAAUGGGGAAAAUUUGCUGUGCAGUAGACUACAGUAAUAAUCACACCAGACACUUUCUUUCUUGUUUUAUAAUCGAUAGAUGCUUUGGUCACUAUAUUUAGCGUUGCUUUCAUGUCACUUAUCAGUUAUAUGCAGAUAGCAGCUAAAAGAUUUUUAAAAAAAGUGUAAAAGAAAUAAUGUUUAAAUGCUGAUUAGCAGACUGUGAAGCUCUACUUUCUUUAUGAUGGGCUCACUCUGGUAAAAAAUACAUGUUACUUCAUAACUGUGAAACAGUUAAAUACAUAUUGAAAAUAUUGCAGAGGUUGCUGUAAUAAAUUUCCAGAAUCUUUAUUGCACAUCAACAACCUGCAAAAGGCUACCUUAAUGUAUCACAGGAUGCCAGGGGAGGCAUGUUUUCUCCGUGUUAACAGUUUAAGGACAAGACAAACAACCCAAACCACACAUGAAAGUCAUCCUUCACAUGCAUGAGUUAAUACUGGUAAUUUGCUUGUGUUCCUACCUGUCUAUGCUCUGUGACCUAUACAAGCUGCCUGCAGCAGCUCACAGACAUUGUAGGUCAGAUGAAGUCAUGGGAGACCAUUUACUAAAAGGCAAGAGGUCAUCGUGUCCCUGCAGAGAGCUCAGCUGUUAUAUACACAACUCCUAAAACUAAAACUUCAUCACACUGUGAUUCAUGUGACAGGGUGUCUAACCACAGUCCCCUACUGUAUGUUCUGCCUCCAGCUGCUUUAAUAGAAAGCCAAAGAGCCAAAGCUCACAGUCUGAUACUAAACCAAGAGUAGCCCAGUUUUAGACAGGCCAUCUCACCUGACUAAUACUUUCCCAGGUAGAGGUCUAACACACUGACGCUAACUCUCAGGACCUUCUUUUUUUCCUUUUCUGUUGGCAAACCGUCCUCCACCCACCUCUAUUAAAUCAAACACAAACAUACUGAAACAGUCACCCUCCCCUGGUCUCUAGAGUUGGUGUCAGCGGGGGUGAUUCAUCCACAGAUGUGUUUCACGAAGACGUUUUGGGAGUAGGUAUGUGAGUCAGUGGGUGUGUGUCUCACAGUCUUUGUAAAAGACUUUUUACUUUUAGCAUUGUUUGCAGUGAGCUGUCAGUCUCUGCAACAAGCAGGCUGUCUAAUGUGAUCGUGUGACAGCGCUCUCAUCUAAACACAAAGACACACUGCUGUCAGACCUCCUACCUGUCGAAGUAUUUCACAUACACUACUUAUCUACACACAAGGAGAUGUCUGUUUUAUGCACACACACAAACACACACACACACACACACAUGCACACACACACAGGAGUCAGUGGUUCUCUCAGCAGAUAAGGAGGUGCAUGAUGUGCUUGGCUUCUUAAAAACAAAUGGAUCCCAUUGUACACAUCAUGGGAAGGUAAUCACUGUUACACAACCACAAGCUCCUUUUCACCUUUUCACCUGUUUCACACAUAACACAUAAUAUUGCACACACACACACGCACACACACACACACAGGCUAACGAUAAGCAAUUAUGAUCAAUCACCCAUAAAACCUAUUAUACAUAUCAGCUUUCUAGUUUAAUUUUCUCUGUGUGUCUUCGUGUGUGCUGGAAACAAAGCUGGAUGGCUCUGUGUUCUGCCCCCUGGUGGCUCCUGGUUGUAUUGUAGAGACUGAGAAAAGCUUUGUCUCAGCUGAAGAUGAAAUGUGAAGUCAACACAAAAGAAAUUAAAACCAGGAUAAAAUUCUGUCAAUCUAAAUUCUUUUUUUUUUAUCUUUAAGAGAUUCUGCCUGUAUAGAGAUGAACGUCUAAAAAUCAAGCUCAGUAUCUAAAUCAAUUUUCCCUCUAUGUCAUCAAUAAAUGGAGCAAAAACCUUUUCCUACCACU